Molecule: messenger RNA, 5457 nt
Organism: Guillardia theta CCMP2712
Lineage: Eukaryota; Cryptophyceae; Pyrenomonadales; Geminigeraceae
Gene: TRS120
Product: trafficking protein particle complex 9
Exons: 33
Coding region: 1-5457 (1818 amino acids)
Cellular component (GO): trans-Golgi network
Source: RefSeq, a predicted model, not a curated record
AUGUCAGCAGCAGAGGGCGCGCGGUCGCUGCAUGUGCUGGAUGGCAACCAGGUCCGCGUCGCGCUCAUGCCCGUUGGCAGAAUCUCUCCUGAGCGCUUCGAGAGGUACGCGAGGGUCCUGACUGACGUGAGGAGCAUCGAUGUGCGGGUGGUUGACCGGACGGAGGUCUCGUCAGCCUCGUCGCACGCGUUCCCCUUCAGCGAGGGCCUCGCAGACUACGGGCAGCUCCGGAUCCUGUUCGUGGACGUGGGCUACUCCAACAGCCCCUGGGACUCGCUGCAAGCCAGCAGGCAGGUGCUGGCAGUCGUCGGGAUCUGCUACUGUCCCGAGGCAGACGACUUCCUGUCAGCAUGGGAGUCGUUCCUCCAUGACGUGCAGAGCAGCCACGUCUGGCGGGGAGCCAUCAGCGUCCACUGCAUCGCCAUCGAGCCCGGGGAACACCGUGAGAUCCUAGCUGGAGGGCUGGUGGGGAAGACGCUGCACUUUGUCAACGACGAGGAGUUCGAUGGUGAAGGCAAGGAGAGGGAGGUACCGCAAGGCAUCAUGGAGGUAUUGCGCACGGUAGGAUCCGAGCUGCUGCACGGGCUGGAGCAGCGAGUGGUGUCAGCAGAAGCCCAGCUGCCGUGGCUCAUCACCCCAAACGAUGGAGGGGAUGCUCGGGAUAAGAAGGUGAUGCAGAAGAGGGGGCCGGGACGAGUCUGCAAGCGGCAAGCGGACCUGAGCUUCCUGGCGGGCUGCAACAGAGACGCGGCGAUCCGAUACUUUCAUGCCAUCGAGCUUUCCAGGAGCAGGGGGGACCUACUGGGGCAGGCAGCAGCGCUGGAAGGCUUCGCAGGCUUGAGCACUUCCUUUCCCUCCAUGCAUGGCCGGCCGCGGCAUGGGAGCCUGUUCAACGGCAGCGACCCAAAGGCUGUGCCGAGCGUCGGCGUGUCCUCGGUGUCCAGCGGGAACCUGGGGAGAAUGUCGGGCACGGAUAGGGAGAGAGAAGAUGGGGGGGAUGAGGUAGGUGACAUGCUGCUGGAGGCAGCGUCCCUGUACGAGAAGAGGAGGGCAUACUAUCUGCAGUGCCAGGCGCUGCUCCGCUUUGCUCACUACGUCGCGUGCGGGAGGACUUUGGACGGGCUCGACUCCGACUCCUUCAGCGAACUUGACGAGGCCCCCGAGGCAACGUGCCCUCGAGUUCUACCUUGGGGAGGCCGAAGUGAAGUUUUUGCGAUCGCGGUCCUCGGUUGCAUGGCGCUGCUUGCAUUCGACAUGCAGUGCUACCGCAAGUUCUCCUACUUCGUCUGGAAGAUUUCUCACUGCCAUUCGGCGAGCAACUCCUGGCACCUCGCCCUCGACUCCCUACUCAUCGCUGCUCCCUUCUGCGUCGUGCUGGGUGCCGUUUGUCGCGGGGUGCAGCUGCAGGUGGCGCCGAUGGUAGUAGUGGCUGAGGAGGAGGAGGGGAAGAGGGAGGGAGAGGGAUCGGCGAGCAGAGGAGAGGAGGAGGAGGAGCAGCUCGUCGAGUGCUGCAUCGACGCCCUCAAGUUUCGCGUCUGGAAUGUCGUGACGCAGGUGCCGCUGCUGUCUGAGCGAAGCGAAAGAGGCAGAAAGACGCCUGAAGCUGGGAUCGCGUUUGCCGUCAUCCAGCAACUUCCACAGCUCCACAUCUCCGGCCCUGACCUGUCAGGGGUCGCGCUAGCAGGCGAAGUAACCACGGGCGUCCUCUUCCUCGAGAACGUCGGGGGGGCACCCGUGGAAGUAUUGGAGGUGAACACAAAGGGGCUGCGAGUGAACGAGGAGGCGCUGAAAGCCUCGCUGCCGCUGAAUCGAGGGAAGGCAGUAAGAAUCGACUACUGGGCUUCCGCUGAGGCCCCUGGGAGAGGAGGACGACGCUCGUCGAACGCGUUCUCGAGGCUGGAGGAGGAAGGCAACGCCGGAGGAGAGGAGCAGGAGGUAGAGGUCCAGAUUCUGUACGCACGGAAGAGAGAGCGAAGCUUCUGGAGGAGGCUGGUAUGGAAGACUACGAGGGCAGUCGAGCCUUCCGUUGAAAUUUCCAACGCUCGGAUUCGCGAAUGUUGGGCAGCUGACGCGCAUCUGGAGGAGAAGACGAUGAUAAUGGAGGCUUGCUCGAGAGCCGACGAACCUCUUGACGAGCAUCACAAGCUGAGCGAUGUCAUUCCCCGGUUUGUCGCUUCAAGCAUCAACCUGCCACCCCCUGCCUUCACGACCUGCCUCGUCGAGGCGAGUCUCGAGCAGCAAGGCUGUCAAGCAGCUCUGCUGAAGCUGGACGUCGUCAACCACUCCAACCUACUCCUGUCCCUCCUCGUCACCGUCCUGCCUCAGCUGUGCGUCUCCUUCGGCGGAGACGCGGACGGCGCAAGCAGCAAGACGUUCUCCCUGCUCCCGCGCUCGGUCAAAAGAGUCGCGCUGCUCAUCAAGAAGUUCGAGACUCCAGCUGAGGAGGCGGGCAAGGACGACGUCCCGCCAUUGGGGCAGCGGGUUCGAAGGCCCGCGAACUUGAGCCGAGGUGCGGUGACGGGCAGCAGGAUGAGGGACGUUCUAUUCUCCCACCUGAGAAUCAGCUGGAGCUCGUCGGGGUCUCGUCACGGACUUGUCAACCUGCUCGGCAUGCAGCUGGAGGCUGCCGACGUCAGUUGCUUGAGACCCGCCAAGGUCUGGUUCCAUGCCUCCUUCGCGUCUGAGACCGCUGCUUCCUCUGGCGUUGCUGCUCCUGAACGGGAGACGGCGUUCAGUUUGAUUGAGAUCCGUCGCGGAGGAUGGAGCGACUCCUCGUCCCUCGCCCGUCUCCAUGACCCUCCUGAUGGUGUCCUCGUCGCCGGAGCACUCUCCUGUACAUUGAAGGCGAACGGGGACACAAGUCCAGCUGCUGUCCACCAGCUGGGAAUCUGUUUCCUCGAGGCGGGCUCGUACACUCUCUUGGCCUCCUGCUAUGACAAGGAUGGGUCAGUCGUAGCCCAGCUGGGCCUCGCUCUUGGGAGCGAGCUGGGAGCUGUUAGAAGAGAGGAGCUGGAGGGUGAGACCGGGCAAGACCAGUCGGCUAUAAGGGUUGAGAGUCACUGGAGGGGCCUUGUUGAUGGAAGAGAAGCAGCAAUGACGAGCGGGGAGGGAGGAGGGAGUGAGAAGCUCGUCUCGCUCAUCAAAGCGCUCAAGGAAUGCGUGGAGAAGGAGCUCUUGAUGGGCGAGACCAUUCUGUCGCACGAGCUUGUGCUCAAGGACCAGGAGGAGAGCGUGAGGAGGCUGGAGCAGAGCUUUGCGGAUCAGAAGGACCGCAUGCGCCGGCUGUGUUCCUACCUGCACGAGAAGCAGACGCUGGCGGCUGACUGCCUGCAGGAGCAGCUGGAUGGCGUGCAGACCGUGGUGUACACGCGCCGAGGGGAGGAGGAGAAGCAUCUGAACAUGGAGAGCCAGGCAGGAGCAGCGCGACUCGUCCGUCUCGUCCUCCUCGUCCUCUGCCUUCUGUUUCUCUUCCUCGCCGUCGCUCAUGCCUGCAUGGAAGGGCUGUCAGUGGGGGACGCAGCUGCGGGGUUCCGUUACGAGGCGCUGCUGCUGUGGGGGGGGAGGGUGGUAGAGGGCGUCCUGACGCCCGUCCUCUUUGCUCAGCUUGCUGCCUCCUUCCUCCGCUCUCGCAAGAUCUGCCAUGCUGGCUGGGUCGCUGAGCUGGAGACGCUGGCGAGAUGGGCACGCUGCCUCCUCUUCUUCUGCGCCGCUGUCACCUGCCUGUCGAACCUCCAGGUCUGCAGCGUGCUGAGGAGGGAGGGGCUUCAUAGGAGGAUGAUGGUGGGCUACCGAGAGCUGGUGUGCGGAGGAGGAGGAUUCAUCGAUCCCUGGGGAGCGAUAGACACGUUCCUCACCAGCCUCCUCCUCCUCCUCCUCCUCUCCAUCCACUGGAGCUUCUCCUCCUCUUCCUCCUCUGUCCUCCUCUUCUUCGUUGUCGCCUCCUGUGCUCUACGAUGUGCAGCGACGGCCUCGAUGUGCAGCGACAGCGUGUGGACGGAGGGAACGAGGAGCCGGGUGGCGAACUGGCUCCUCGUGGGCAGUUACGUCGCGCACAUGGGCAUGUGUGUUUGCGUCCUCCUCCUUCAGGGUUCUCCGCAUUUCAGGCGUGCGGUCGAGAAGGAGGAGGAGGCGUCCUGCAUGAAGAAGCAGCUGGCAAGGAACGUCUAUCUCAAGGAGGCGGUGGAGGCCCAGGAUCCUCCGCUGAUAGCAAGGAGGAGGAGGUUUGAGCUCGAUCGCAUGCUCGAGAGCGACGAGCCCUCCCGCACCAGCAGGGGAGGAGCUGGGGCCGAGGACUCGUUGAGCCUGGUGUUAGCUGAACUGGGGAUGGACGAGGGAGGAGGAGGAGGAGGAGGAUGUGCGCGGGGAGUGAGGGAGAAGAUGAACGAGAAGAUGAAGGGAAGAAUGGAGGAUGUGGACGGGAACUCAGAGGAGGCGCAAGUGCCCCAGAUCAGACCCACAGGAGACGAGGCACGGGGUGAAGGAGGAGGAGGACGAGGAGGAGAUCGCAAGAACAGGUUCGAUCGCAUCCUCACUCGCGACGUCACAGCCGGAGGCCUCACGUCCGUCCGCUCCCUUCUCAGUCAGUCUGUCGACACCGUCCUCAACCUUGCAAUGGACCUUCACGAGCUCCGGUCCCAAGACUCUCCAACUGCCGCCCCUGCUGCUCCUUCUCAACCGGAAGGCACCAAGACCAAGGAGGAGGAGCGUGAAGAGGAGAAGGAGGGGGAGGAGCUACCUCCCCGCCCCUCCUCUCCCCAGCUCGUCUCCUCCAGCGUGCAAGAGGACACCCUGCUGUCUGAGCUGGACUCGGAGGACCGCAACGUCUCCUCCUCUCGAGAACUCAACCCCCAUCGCAUCCUCUUCUCCUCUCGCCGAGAUGGGCAGCGCCGACUUGAUCGUGUUGCUCCUCGUCCUCCCGAUCAGGACAGGCUGCUUCCUGGCAUAUCCCAGGAGGAAGAAGAGGACGAGGGAGGGGGAAGGGGAAGGAGGGGGGAGGAGGUGUUGUCGCCGGCAGGCAAGAUUCUUGUCCUCAAGCUGGGAGGAGGGAAGGAGGAGGCAGUGGGGCUGCAGGAGCAGAUGGAGGACGAGCUGGCGGCAUGUGCGGGGACGGCGGGGAAGGAGAUGAAGAUGAUGUACGAGGCUCCCCGGCUACCGGAGACCUGCUCCUUCCUUCGGCUCCACCAUCCUUCUUGGAGGGGGAGGGAGGAGGUUGAAGAGAUUAGGGCAGUUCUUGUCCGCUGCAUCAUGGAAGGAACUUUCCUGCGCGCUUGCUCACAAGUUCAGAUCAAGGCCGAGGAUGGUCAGUGGGUCACGCUCAAGCAUGAAUCUGCUCAUGUGCUGACGAUGGGAGGAGCUCUCGACUGGUCGCUCGAAACUCCCCACAAGGCAUCGGAGACUCCCCCAGCAGCAGAUCCCAAUGGAGGGGAAGGAGGAGGAGGAGCCAACAGAAGUUGCUGA